GUUCAAGACAUGCCAGCUUUUCUCACUUACAUCUGCAGCAGCACAGCAUUCGUCUAUUGUUUUCGCGCGUCGCCGUUAGUUCAUUAAUACCUUGCAUACCUGGUGUAUAAAUCUGGUGUAUAUAAAAAUUUAAGGGUCAGGUACCUACCUUUUUUAUCGUUACCGCUCGUUUAUAGGUACCCUUUACCGUCAUUUCUCACCUUUCCAUACAUACGUACCUACUUACACGUACCUACAUACAUACGUACCGUAUCUACCUAAGAAUGGAGCUCGGGUGCUCGGUGAUCUCGCCGCUGGCCCCGCAUAAGCACACCCACACCGUGAUAUUCUUGCACGGCCGCGGCGACACGUCGCGGAAUAUGGCCGAUGCCUUGCUGUCGCGGUGGACGAGGGAUUCGCGCGGCCGCUCGCUUGUAGAUGAGUUUCCGUCGGUGCGCUGGGUCUUUCCGGAAGCCGAGCCCCGUCUCGCCGAAACCCUCGGCGAGGUCUGUCCGCAGUGGUUCGACGUUUCCAACAUGCUGGACCUGACCGACGCCGAAGAGAUGCAAGUCUUCGGCUUACGCGGUAGCGUCGCGAGCAUCCGACGGAUCGUGCGGCGCGAGGCCCGCACCGUCGGCGGCAUGGACCACGUCGUGCUGGCCGGCGUCAGCCAAGGCGGCGCCACGGUGUUCCACACCUUGCUACACCUCGACGACGGCGGGGGCGCCGAGAGUGCCGACGGCGAGCUUAUGGCGCUGCAGGAGAAAGGGGAGGACGAGGUGCCCAAGUCGGAGUCCCGGCUCUGCGGCAUCAUGGGGUUCUCGUGCUGGCUGCCGUUUCCGGGCGGGUCGCUGGAGGAAACCCGCGAGGUGCUGGGGAUGGAGGACGGGUGGCCCAAGACGGAUACCGUGGUGCGGAAUACGCCUGCGUUCCUGGGCCACUGCGCCGACGACUCGCUUGUGUUUGUCGAGUACGGCCGGCAGUUGAGGACUGGACUUAAGAGUUUCGGGAUGAACGUCGAGUGGCACGAGUAUGAAGACGGGGGCCACUGGAUCAAUGCCCCGAAGGGGGUGGAUGAUGCGGUGGAGUUCCUUAAGGCGCAAGGGAUACCCCUGGCGGAGUUGAAGGAGGAGGAGGAGGAGGAAUAGACUUGUCUACGGGAGAGUUAUAAUAAGUUGAGCUUCGAUGCCGUGACAGUUGACUUGAAAGUCUCCGCGCUUCGUCACUCUUGCUCCCGAGGGUAUGAAUUAGUAGAAUGUCAAAUAGAACUAGCGUGUAAUUAUAAUGUUUUGCUGGA
This is a messenger RNA of Daldinia vernicosa, 1276 nucleotides long. Its product is annotated as alpha/beta-hydrolase. Gene Ontology annotation, biological process: protein depalmitoylation. The transcript has 2 exons. Gene Ontology annotation, cellular component: cytoplasm. Gene Ontology annotation, molecular function: palmitoyl-(protein) hydrolase activity; carboxylic ester hydrolase activity. The record is from RefSeq and is a predicted model, not a curated record. Lineage: Eukaryota; Fungi; Ascomycota; Sordariomycetes; Xylariales; Hypoxylaceae. Bases 264 to 1127 code for a protein of 287 amino acids.